AUGGCACCCAACAUCGACCCAGAAGUCGGCUGCAUCAUCCCCUCGCCAGGCGACUGGCCCGUCGACCCCCAAGAAGAUGUCGAAAUAGCAGACGAUCGAUGUUGGAUAGAUGGCUGCUUCGACUUCUUCCACCACGGCCACGCAGGCGUAAUGCUCCAAUCCCGACGACUCGGCUCCGAACUCCUAGUCGGUCUGCACAGCGACGAAGACAUCGCCGCCAACAAAGGCCCUACUGUUAUGAACCUCGCCGAGCGCGUGGCUGCUGUUGACGCUUGUCGGUUCAGUACGAAAGUUGUCCCUCACGCUCCUUAUGUUACGUCUUUGCCGUGGAUCAGUCAUUAUGGGUGCAGGUAUGUGACGCAUGGGGAUGAUGUUACGAGUGAUGCUAGCGGAGAGGAUUGUUAUCGGUUUGUUAAGAAGGCGGGGAGGAUGAAGAUAGUGCCUCGGACGCCGGGGAUCAGUACGACGGACUUGGUGGGGAGGAUGUUGGGGUGUACGAAGGAUCAUUUCGUUAAGAGUUUGACGGAUUGUCUGGAGGGUAAGGAGGGGUUGCAGGGUGGUAGGGGUGAGGAGGGUUGGAGGAGGGAAGGGGAGAGUAUGCGAAGAAGGAUGAGGGAGUACGCUGCUGCUGCGAAUGGCAGGGAUGAGUAUGUGCCCGUGUAUGCGUACGGCACAGGUACGGGCAAGGUAAAUGGCAACAAGACCAGCCACACAGAAGCUGGAACCUUUCAAUCAUUAGUCUCUGGCCAUGGCCCCCGACCCGGUCAACGCAUCAUCUACAUCCCCGGGGCCUUCGAUCUCUUCUCCUCAGGCCACAUCGCCUUCCUGCAAACCGUCAGCGGUCUCGAGGAACAGCGCGGUCGAGAUAAUGGCUGGUAUACAGAAGAAGCUAAGCAGCAACGCCUGCAAAGUCACGGACAGGAUUACGGACCCAUGUACGUCAUCGUUGGGCUCUACGACGAUGAAGUCGUCAACCACCACAAGGGCAUCAACUACCCAAUAAUGAACAUAUACGAGCGAGGGCUAUGCGUGAUACAAUGCCGCUUUGUGCACGCCGUGGUCUUCAGCGCAGCCUACACCUUCACCGCCACAUACCUCACCUCCUUACCCGCCUGCGAUAGUGGCAAGCUCCCAGAUGCGGUAUACCACGGCCCCAACCCCCCGACAUCCUCGCUCGCUUCCAAUUCAGAUCCCUUCGCCGAGGUCAGGAACCAGGGCAUCUACGUCGAAACGCCCUCCCACAAGUUUCAGGAUGUCAAUGCGGCACAGAUCGUGUCGCGCAUACUGGCUAAGAGGGAUGAGUACGAAGAGCGGCAGAGGCGGAAAGGCGCGAAGGGGGUGGGCGAGGGGGCGCUACGGAGGGCGGAGAUGGAGAAGGAGGCUGAGGGUCUAAGGGAAAAGAUCUCGAGGUAG
Molecule: messenger RNA, 1413 nt
Organism: Recurvomyces mirabilis
Lineage: Eukaryota; Fungi; Ascomycota; Dothideomycetes; Mycosphaerellales; Teratosphaeriaceae
Gene: MUQ1
Product: choline phosphate cytidylyltransferase
Exons: 1
Coding region: 1-1413 (470 amino acids)
Biological process (GO): phosphatidylethanolamine biosynthetic process
Cellular component (GO): cytoplasm
Molecular function (GO): ethanolamine-phosphate cytidylyltransferase activity
Source: RefSeq, a predicted model, not a curated record